This is a messenger RNA of Rosa chinensis, 1820 nucleotides long. RefSeq names its product sugar transporter ERD6-like 16. The record is from RefSeq and is a predicted model, not a curated record. Gene Ontology annotation, cellular component: membrane. Gene Ontology annotation, biological process: carbohydrate transport; transmembrane transport. NCBI's taxonomy places the organism in Eukaryota, Viridiplantae, Streptophyta, Magnoliopsida, Rosales, Rosaceae. The transcript is spliced from 19 exons. Gene Ontology annotation, molecular function: sugar transmembrane transporter activity. Bases 147 to 1601 code for a protein of 484 amino acids.
ACUCUAGCAUAUCCUAAUUUGGGAACAAUCCCAGGCAAUAGUCUCUGUAAUGCUCAUACCAAAGUCAUCAUUGAUCUUGCAUAGUGAAUAUGACACUAGGGCUCAUUACAACAAGGACUCACUGUUGAUUAUUCCGUCGGGUCAGAAUGGGAAAGAAGUCGACAGACAUUGAAAAUGGGGGUAUUAAUAGGCAUGAGGAGUUGGAGCAGCCUUUCAUUCAGCCAAAGAGAGUUGUUGCUCAUGAAGAUGGUGACAGCGGGAAUACUAUCAAAAAUGGAUCAAUUGGGAUGGUUUUGCUUAGCACAGGCGUUGCAGUUUGCGGCUCUUUCCAAUUUGGAAUAUGUGUGGGCUAUUCAGCACCCAGUCAAUCUGCUAUCAGGAAAGAUCUUCGUCUCUCUAUAACUGAGUAUUCCAUGUUUGGCUCUAUCCUAUCAAUUGGUGCAGUGUUGGGUGCUUUUACAAGUGGUAAGAUUGCAGAUUCUCUCGGCCGAAAAGGGGCAAUGAGGGUGUCUUCUGUCAUUUGCACUGCAGGAUGGCUAGCCAUCUACUUCGCUCAGGGAGCUACAUUACUUGAUAUAGGGAGGUUUCUAACUGGUUAUGGAAUUUCAUCUUUCUCGUAUGUGGUCCCAGUAUUUAUAGCCGAAAUAGCGCCCAAAAAUCUCCGUGGAGGGCUUGCAACAUUGAAUCAGCUCUUCAUUAUCCUUGGAGCAUCGUUUACGUUCAUAAUAGGAACAAUCUUAUCCUGGAGAACAUUAUCUCUAAUCGCAAUUUUGCCUUGCAUUAUCCUGGUUUUGGGUCAAUGGUUUAUUCCAGAGUCACCUAGAUGGCUGGCAAAGGUUGGCCGAGAGGAAGAAUUUGAAGUUGCACUACAGAGGCUCCAUGGAAAAGAUGCUGAUGUAUCUGGUGAAAAGGCGGAAAUUCAAGAAUACAUAGUUACUUCACAAAGUCUUCCGAAAGCCAAUAUCUUGGAUUUGUUUCAAAGAAGAUAUAUUCGAUCUGUCAUAAUUGGGGUUGGAUUAAUGGUGUUUCAACAAUUUGCUGGUAUCAACGGAGUACAAUUUUAUGCAAGCGAAACCUUUGAAGCAGCUGGAUUUUCAGGCAGUAUUGGAACCACAGCUUAUGCAUGUCUUCAGGUCCCAAUCACUCUAUUAGGAGCAUUUCUAAUGGAUAAGUCAGGAAGGAGAGUUCUCGUAAUGGUUUCAGCAGCUGGAAUGUUCAUAGGCUCUAUUCUUGUUGGAAUUUCUUUCUCUCUGAAGGGAGAUGGUUUGCUACUGGAUUGGGUACCGAUACUUGCUGUGUCCGGUGUGCUGGUUUACGUUGCAUUUUUUUCGAUUGGUAUGGGAGCAGGACCUUGGGUGAUAAUGUCCGAGAUUUUCCCAAUUAAUGUGAAGGGAGUGGGUGGAAGCUUGGUGGUGUUUGUGAACUGGUCUGGUGCUUGGGUAGUUUCCUAUACUUACAACUCUCUUAUGAACUGGAGUUCCUCAGGAACAUACUACCUGUAUGGUGCCGUCUGUGUCUUGACAAUCCUAUUUGUGGCCAAGGUAGUACCAGAGACCAAAGGAAAAACACUAGAAGAAAUUCAAGCAUCACUCAAUCCAUGAAAAACAAAUAGAUAUAGAAGAGGACAAGAGAUAUAUGAUGAACGAUUUAUGACAUUUAGAAGUUUCAGGUCAGGGAAAUUGAUUGAAGAUCCCAUGCAACCCAUACCAUACAUUGUAUAUCAAAUUCUUUGGUCUUUCAAAUAUGCUUGUAUUCAUGUUGAUUGGACAUGGUGGAUAACUGCUUUUGUACAAGCUAUAAUGAAGAGUUAUGCUUUAGCU